This is a messenger RNA of Delphinapterus leucas (beluga whale), 6914 nucleotides long. RefSeq names its product sphingosine-1-phosphate phosphatase 2 (gene SGPP2). Gene Ontology annotation, cellular component: endoplasmic reticulum membrane. NCBI's taxonomy places the organism in Eukaryota, Metazoa, Chordata, Mammalia, Artiodactyla, Monodontidae. The record is from RefSeq and is a predicted model, not a curated record. Gene Ontology annotation, biological process: sphingosine metabolic process. Gene Ontology annotation, molecular function: sphingosine-1-phosphate phosphatase activity.
CCCGGGCCCGCUGGGAAGGAAAGGAGGGCGGACGUGCCUGGCGCAAGGUGAAGGCGAACACCUGGACGUCCGCGUGCGCGGGGCGGGCGCUAGGACCCGAGCGGCGCACCUGUUGGCUGGCGCCCCGGGCCCCGCCCGCCACCCCGAGCGCCCGGCCCGGCGAGGGCGAAGGCAGGAGGGACGGUGCGAGCGGGGGGCACCGGGUGGUGGCGGCGGCGGCGGCCCCGGGAUCACCAUGGCCGAGCUGCUCUGGAGCCUGCAGGAUUCCCAGCUCGUCGCCCGCUUCCAGCGCCGCUGCGGGCUCUUCCCCGCGCCGGAUGAAGGCCCCGGCGAGCCCUGUGCUGGCCCCGCGGAGGGCGCGGCGCGGGCGCCCGGGCUCGGGCAUCUCCCCGCAGCCAAAGGCAGGGGCGCCGGGGAGCCGGCCAGUGGGCUGCGGAGAGUCGCGGUCCCGCAGGCUUAUGUACAGAAGUACAUUGUGAAGAAUUAUUUCUACUAUUACCUAUUCAGAUUUUCAGCCGCUUUGGGACAAGAAGUGUUCUACAUAACAUUCCUUCCGUUCACUCACUGGAAUAUUGAUCCUUAUUUGUCCAGAAGACUGACCAUAAUAUGGGUUUUGGUGAUGUAUAUUGGUCAGGUGGCCAAGGAUGUCUUGAAGUGGCCCCGCCCCUUCUCCCCUCCUGUUGUGAAACUGGAGAAGAGAGUGAUUGCUGAGUAUGGGAUGCCGUCCACCCACGCCAUGGCAGCCACCGCCAUCUCCUUCACCCUCCUUAUCUCUACCACGGACAGAUACCAGUAUCCCUUUGUUUUGGGACUGAUGACGGCUGUGGCGUUUUCCACGUUGGUGAGUCUCAGCAGACUUUACACUGGGAUGCACACAGUCCUGGAUGUGCUGGGUGGCAUCCUGAUCACCGCCAUCCUCAUCGUCCUCACCUACCCCGCCUGGACCCUUAUCGAUCGCCUGGACUCGGCCAGCCCCCUCUUCCCUGUGUGUGUCCUGGUGGUGCCAUUCUUCCUGUGCUACAGUUACCCCGUGUCUGAUUACUACAGCCCGACCAGAGGGGACACCACCACCAUCAUGGCUGCCGGGGCUGGGGUGACCAUAGGAUUCUGGAUCAACCAUUUUUUCCAGCUCGUGUCCAAGCCCACGGAAUCCCUCCCUGUUAUUCAGAACAUCCCACCGCUCACCAGCGACCUGUUAGUUUUGGGUCUGACCAAAUUUACUGUGGGAAUUGUGCUGAUUCUCCUGGUUCGUCAGCUUGUACAAAACCUCUCGCUGCAAGUGUUGUACUCCUGGUUCAAGGUGGUCACCAGAAACAAGGAGGCCAGGCAGAGGCUGGAGAUCGAAGUGCCUUACAAGUUUGUCACCUACACGUCAGUUGGCAUCUGUGCUACCACCUUCGUGCCAAUGCUACACAGGUUUCUGGGAUUACUGUGAGCCUCAAGUGGUCGGAAAUUAGCUCACUGGACAUGAGAGCAAGACACCAAAAAGCUGUUGAGUGGGGAAGUUUUGACAACACAUUUUUCUUUAAAAAAAAAAAAAAUUCCCUAAGUCACAUGUUUGUUUUGCUGAUACCUGAGAUAAAUGUUGCUGCUUUAUGGAAGGAAAAAUGGUCUCACGGUGACCACUAGCCUUUAAGCGUCAUGUUGCAGAUGAAGCCAGGCAAACCCACAGCUGAGUUCUUUAAGGCGCCCCACCCUGUCCAUUACUUGGACUUUGAACCAGUCCUGGGCUGGCAGGAGUUGUGGCCUGGCUUAGGAACGGCCACAAGCCCCCCCUGGGUUCUGGAGAGCCUAAAGAGACGGGCAUGAUCCAGGAGGCUGGACGUCGGGCGUUCCUUUUCAGCUGUGACCUUGCCCAGCACUGAGUCUCAUUUCCAAAACUGGAAUGUUGGUCCAAGAGAAAGGGUGGCGCCACGUGAAACUGCGUUCCUUGGACAGGGCGACUUUCUGGUCAUGAUGAUCACAUUAGACAGUGCCUGCUUGGGGGGAAAGAGCACUGUGAACCUCGCUGGGAAGCAUGAAAGGCGGGGGCAAAGCUGGCGAGGUCACAGGCAUCAGCCUGCUUUCCUUAUGCAUCCUGGUCUCUGUCAGGUGCAUACUGGACAGGGGUCCUCUCCUCCUCGUUUGUACACUUUGCAAGAUUCCAGGCACCAUUUCUAUCCUCUUCUGACCCAUGAACCCAACUGGCUGCUCCCUUCUCACCUCAUCUGGGUUCCUCUGAGUGUCCUGCUCUGUCCUGCAUCAGAGUGACUUGGGACAAGCCCUCUGCUUCAGCUUUUUUGCUUCCUUACAAACUGGGAAGACAGUGUUGUCUGUCCGUGAAAGUGGAUCAAUAGAAGAACAGAUGAACAUAAUCCUUCCUGGGGCCUGACAGAGGGAAUAGGCCUCCCUCCCUGACACUGUUCCUCCACUUAGUUUCCUAAAUCUAUUUGCUCAUCUGAAUAGAACCAGUGGCUCCCUUUCCAUCUUCCCACCUCUUUCUUACCUCUUGGCAAUUUUAAGGGGAAUUAAUGCAAGAACCACAUCAGCCUCUCUUAGGAAAACAAGCCAACAAAAUACAACACCCUUUAAAUCUCGGGAGAGGCCUUAGACUUAGGAAGGUGGUCAUUAUGCAGACAACCCCCUGCAGGGGCUCCUCUUCAGUUCUUAAGAAUGAGGAGGAACAGGUAUCAACAAUGUUCUUAAAAGUGAGUAUCAACAUGUAAUUAACGACGUGUCUUUUGCGUGUAGUGCCUGAGCUGCUGAAGCCAACGAUUUAUAACCCUCUUGCAUCCUCACCAUGCACACACUUCGGGGGAAAAUUAGCCUGCCUGGAGAGUCAGGCCCUUACCUCUGCAUCCAGCGUGAAAACUGAACACCCGUUUCUCCUGAUUUUGAAUACGCACCCUGGCCUUUUGGUUGUGAUGAUCCUUAGUAUUUGACUUAAUGCUCCAGUUUAUUGAAAAGAAUAAUUGUAAGACAUCCUGUUUUUCCUUCAAAUUCUUCUGACAUUUUUCACAGUUAGAGGGCAGGGGUCAAAAUGACCUGCCGUUUGCCUGUUUUUAGAUCAUACUCUGACCAGUAUUUGUGGCACCGUGAUGGCGAGAUGCCCCAGCUCACGGGCACCCCUGCCCUAGGCCGCCCCACAAUGCAGUGCAUGGGGCACUUCCCUGUACCUCCGUCCCCACAGGCUGCCAAACUCGAGGUCACAGUGCUAGCUAAUAUUUACGCGAAAUGAUUUUAGUUGAUUUCUCUGAAGCCAACUAGCAAAAAGAUCAGCCUUUUCCACUUGUAUCUUUUGAGAAGGGCCAUAAUUACUGUCACAGCAGUGGGUGUGGGUGAUUCAUUUGUGUGUGUAAAUUUUACUGAUGUCCUUUCGUUUUAAGUCCCAACAAUAGGACUGCGAUCAGCUGUAUUAUAUAUUUAAGGCUGUACUUACACAAUUUGGAUUGAGGAUGAGUAUGUUAGCCCCAGCUCGUUGAAGAAAGACCCAUGGAUUUGUCAUGGUUGGUCGCUUUUCAAAGUCUCUUGAUAUAGCAUCUGAAGAAUAAAAUGUGCAUAUUGGUGAGGCCAAGCUUAGUUUUUGAGCACUACAGCUCUGUGGCUUAGAAACUGGUUGGAAAAGUCCUUACCUGAUUCAAACUGCAGCUCGGCCAGCCCUCUUCAUUCACUUCACACAGCGCUUCACUCUGUUAGACCCUCACACCCUCUCAGUCUCUCCUUCACGCACGCACGCACGCGCGCGCACACACACACACACACACACACACACGCCCCUUCAAAGACUAUAUGCCUUCUGUCUCUGACCUUUGGAUUGUCUCUCUGGGGAAAGACUGCCCCCUGCUGGCUUGCGUCAGGCUUGGUCCAGAGCCUCUCUCUUGAACGGGAGUCCUGGAGGAGUUUCAGAAUCCAGCUCACCGUGAUGUAUCCAAUCUAAGCUUAGGACCUGCGGUCUGGCCAGUCCUGAACUUGGAAAUGGUGACAGCAGAGCCCUCGGGGUCGUUGGCCCCUCCAGGAAGAACACACGCCCUGUUCCUGGUGGUCCUCAUCCCGCCCGCAGCCCACCACCUCUCUGGACCAGGACAUCACCCUGUGACUGUCAUUUUAAACAGCCAUCAUCUCAGGCCAGCUUUGCUCGGACUUGCACCAUAACAGAAUAUGCAAAAGAAAACGCAGACGAGACCAUGAACUAAAAACCCUCAACAGCUGAAAUCGCCCCUCCACGUGCCUGCAGAUCACAGUGUAGCACAGGAUUUUCUUGCCCAAAAGUCGACUCAUGCUUCCCGAGUGUAACCAAAGCAUGUGGUGUUUCGGGGCCAUAGGCUCCGGGUUUCUAUUUUUGAAACUUUCAGCUGUCUUGCUUAUGUACCGUAUGUAAAUUUAUUCUUUUUAAAAUAAAAUCAUUUUUCUUUGAUUAAGACUUAUUAAAUGCUUUAAAAGCCCAGUGUUCUACCACCUUGGAAUUUUUUUUUUCCUAGAUCUUUUUCCCCCAGAUCCUCAGGGUUCACGCGACCUGAGUUGAGAAGAGGCGACAAAAAUAAACAGGAGGCUGUACAAUUCUCUAUCGCUGUCAUGAUUCAGUCACGUGCAAAUGUUGGUGAGCAUCGUAGAUAGCAGCCACAGGUGUGAUGAACAGGAAGUAAGUGGUAAGAUUGCAUGCUUAAUUACCCUCCUUCAACUCCUUGAUACUAAAGAGCAUCCUCUUAACCAUACGUAGAGAUAAAUGUCACUAUGUAUUGAAAGGUAAAUGUUAAAGGUGAGGCUGGUAAAGGUAAGUAAAACAGAUGAGUGUGUUGUCUGCUGAACAAAAUGGACAUGACCGCAUUUCACAUUCACAUCAUUGCAACAAUAUGCUCUGCCUUUAAGCGUCCCUUGCUAUUUGAAAUGGUGCCAGAAGCUGAUGACGCUCUUCUUUGCAAGGCUGAGGCUAGGACCUAUUUGUACCUUGAAUGCUGUGUAUUUCAUUAAUACCUAAUAUGCUGCAUGCUUGAGGCCGGAUGAGACCUCAUCUGCCCUGUGGAGUUCUCUCCAGAGAGAGGAGACUCAGGCUCAGAAAAUUACAAUCCGAGACCCAAAGUGUUAAGGCUGUAGGGAAAAGAUAACUUUGUAGUGUGAAUUGAGAAGAGGGAGAGAGGAAUUCCAUCUUUGAGGUCUGUGACUCAAGGGAGGCUCGUGGGAAAAGUAGUGUGUGAGCCAGGCUUAAAGAACAGAUGGGGUUUGCACAGGGAUGUGAUGCACAGUAGGUAUGAGAUGGUACUCCAUGGUGAGGGCACAGCUUGCCAGAGACACUUCUCCAAAAACCUCCAGCUCUAACAAAGAGAAGACAGACCACACCCGUGCUGGUGAGUGUGUGUGGGAAUAACAGUGGUGGCAGGGGUGGGAUAAACGGUCAGCAAGGGGCUUUGAUGUUGCAGAACCGAAUCACGAGAACAGGAAGGAAGCAGAAGCAGCUCUUUAGUCCAUUUCCUUGCCUCCACAUGGGACCAUCCAGAGGAGUUGACAUCUACAGGCGAUUAGUCUCCUUUCAUUGUUCUUCAUUCGAAUAUUUACCCGUGGGUGCCUUCCCUUUCUGCCGUCUCUGAACCUGUCAUUCCCACGUCCUCUUGUUCGUCUCUCAGCAGACGGGACGGCAGCGAGGGACUCAGUCUGUGCCCUUGGCGCCCGUGCCUCUUCCCUCUUCUCUUUGCUCAGCUCCCUGAAGCAGUCCCAUGAAACUUCAUCUUAAAAACAUUUUACCACGAUCCUGGCUCUUUCCAGGACCUGUAAAUACUCCACGUUGCUCUUUGAUGAUCAAGAACCAAGCCCUGUUUCUCUAGUAAGAGAGGUUAACCAGAAACAAGUGGGAUGUGAGUAUAGACGUAUCUCGUUUUAUGGGAUAGAUGUUUUCCUAAAAGCCGCCUGUGUUUUGAUUGUUUAAAUGUGAAUUUUAAGUGCACUGAGGGAUUUGCUGUUUAAAAGUCAUAUGGCAGUUCUUCAUUUCUGUAAACAUAAGGCUCCUUAAUGGAUUAUUUGGGACACACCACGCACGCAUUUUUUUCUUCAAGUGGGGCACACCUGUAGUGCAGACUUGACUACUUACAGGAUGCAUACUAAGAAGAAUGAGAGCUGAAUGUUAAAUUCUUAAAACUGUAGCCUCAUGAGACAAGGGAAAUCUAUACGAAGCCAAAAUCCUUUUUCUUCUUCCACGCCUGUCUGUAUAGCAAGCAAAAGCCAGCAAGACAAGCAGGGAUGUAGCUGGAGUUCCGGCUGGGACGCUUCUUCGCUGCGCACACUCAACACACCUGCUGGCACCUGUAGCUGGCACUCUCUCGCUAUGACAUCAGGGUCCCCUUGGUUAGAGCACAAGCCAGAUUCUUUCUCAAUGGAGAGGUUCAAAGAAUGUCAAUGCCUCUUCAAUACACACAAAGCCAGCCUUAGAGCACUGCGGGUGGGGCAGGGUGACAGUUGGUACUGCCAUCAUGCCAUCUACCUGCAUGCGUGAGCCUAAAUAGGAGCCAGGAUCUCCUGGGCUUCCAGUCUGCAGUGUCAUGUGGGAACCAGGUGGAUGAACCUGUGACAGGGGAAACUGCGCAGGGCACACUAAACACAGACCAUUUUAGCCAUCUUAAUCAGGUACUGAUAAAAAUAUUUGGCUGGAAAACUAUUUUUGCUGUGGGGGAAUAAAACCACAGCUUAACGUAAAUUCUUCACGAAGUGAGUCAAUCAGUUCUGCUAUUAAAUAGGUAAUAGUAUUUUCAUCAGGGUAUCCCUUUCCACUUUAUCUCCAACAUCAUAGUUUUUUCACUGAUAGAAAUUCAAAAUAUCCACCUUCCACGUCUCGACUUGUUCAAUCUUCGCUCUGGCUUCUUAAAGAUAUGGGAUAGAGUUAUAAUAUCCUUGUCUAUUAAUUUGAUCAGCUACGUAAUUUUUCAGUCUGUUUUUUAUUCAUUUUUCCC